This is a messenger RNA of Maylandia zebra (zebra mbuna), 1603 nucleotides long. It is a transcript of the gene lg17h8orf82, whose product is annotated as linkage group 17 C8orf82 homolog. NCBI's taxonomy places the organism in Eukaryota, Metazoa, Chordata, Actinopteri, Cichliformes, Cichlidae. The record is from RefSeq and is a predicted model, not a curated record.
UUAAACACUUCCGGGUAACGUUUGUUCGAUUGUAAACACUUGGGGCUUUAAUCUGAGUUGUGUAAGGUGUGCAAAUAGCAGAAAUACACAGGCUGUCGUUUGUGAAACACCACAUUUUCGGUUCCCGUGUUUAAUACGGAGCCUAUUUACUAUUACUCGGUUAUGUUGUUCCUCCGGACCGCGGCUUUCAGCGCCAGAGCUCUGGCCGCUCUGCGCCGCGGACCAGCCGGCUUAACCGCCUCCAGAGCGACCGCUACGUACGUCCAGGGCCAGAGCCCCACACCACGCAUCCGAGAAUACUUCUACUAUAUCGACCAUCAAGGACAGCUUUUCCUCGAUGAUACCAAAGUGAAAAACUUUGUCACCUGCUUUAAAGAUAAGGAAUUCCUAGUCUUCUUCUUCACUCGUCUGCGCAUGAAUCAUAGUGGUCGUUACGAGGAUGACUUCCCCUUCCUGUCACUGUGCGGCAGGGAGAGGAAUUUCCUGCGCUGCGAUGACCGACCUGUGGUCUUCACCCACCUGCUGCAGAGCCCCACUGGACCGCAGGGCGAGCAGGAGCUGCUAUCAUACUGUGGCGGCGCAGAGAAACUCUCCGUCCUGUUCCGCCCCGAGGCGCUGUACAUGCAUCCUGUCAGCGGGCGAGUUUACCACCCCUGCUCAGAGCUUUCAGGUGGAGUCGGCCUGGUCAGGUCGGCUCUGGCAAUUGAACUCAGCCCCUUCUUUGUGUAUACACAAGAGCGAGACCAGUCAGGACAGCCUACAUACUUUGUAUGGGCAGGACAGAAGCACGCACUGACCAAUGAGCUUGCAGGAUACUUCCCUGUAGCUGAGCAGGGCAAUGGACACCAGGGAGAAGUGGGAUAAUUUGGUAAUGAUUCCAGACUGAGUUUAAAAUCUUCUUAGGGAUGGGAUGUGUGAGAAAUGAGAAUCACUAAUGAAUAAUAGCUCCAACAUUUUUUUGGCUUGCAAACAAAGAAAUGCCUUCUUUUGUCUCCGUGUUUGAGGCUGUAGCCCACUAAAGGUGUCACAUUUGAAUUCGGUUUAUGUGCCUGAAGCGAUGAAAUUAUCCAGACAGUCAAAAGAGCACAGCUGUCUAGUGUUUAGGACUGUUACAUUGCAGCAAGAAGGUACCCAGUUCAAAUCCAGGCUGGGACUUUUCUGUGGGUUAUUUGCUCUGUUGUGGUCUUCCUGUGCCUACGUGGGUUUCCUCCUCUUGCUCUUUCCCACAGUCCUGAGAUAUGCGUAUUUUAGGAAGGAUAUUAUUUAUACUUCUGUUCUAUUAAUUAAGCUGUUCUCCUGAGGAAACUUGAAAAGAAAUCCAAGUUGUUGUAUCACAAUAGAAUGUGGUGUAAAACUGAGUUUUUUUUAACAGUUGUAUAUAUCAUAUUAUAGUUACAGUUUUUGCAAAUUUAGGUGCAAUUCCUUUUAAAGAAAGAUUCAGAUGUAGCCUCACUUUUAAAAGUUGAAACUUGAUACAAAUGCAUUCAUUGUGUUGAAUGCAAAGUCUAAGAGUAUUCAUUUGAACACUGUAAAAUCACAAGCAGUGUGAACUGAAGUGUGCUUUGGAAAUAUUUUGGAAUUAAACUAAUAACAUAUUCCAAGG